GUGCAACAUCCAAAUGAGCCCCCAGUGCAGCUACAUGGUUCCUAGUAGGAGACGUUGAAUCGGCCCUCACGGUAAAAACCAAAACGGUCCAAUGACGCCAUCUUCUGGAAAAUUCAAACUUAAUUAUUUUCUUUUCCAAUUUACUUCUGACAAACAGGUUUGUAAAUGUAGCUUUUGUGUUUAAAGAAGACGACCGGACCGUUAGAUAACCUUAGUAUAGUAAAAUGGCGAAACGGUUCUUUUGUUCUCCAAGUGAAAAUACAAGUUUCAAGUUUCGCGAAAUUUCGUUUGACCUUCUCACAGAUUUUCUUGUUAAUCUCAACAAAAGAAACAAAGACAACCUCAACAGUUUAUCAAAAUGUAGCGGGAGCUUCAAAGACAGAAGACUAACGGAAUACAUCCUCCUGAUAACUAGAGAGCUGAGACUUGAUCCGCUGGCUGGAUACCAUGCCAUUGAGUUACUUCAAAGGUUCAUGGUCAAGCACCUUACAGAUCUACUGACCACACCCACACCUCAAGGUGCAGCCGCUGAUCAACGAGGAAGUUAUGAGGAUGCUGUGUUUGACAAGCUCAAGGAGAAAUUCCCUCUCAUUGUUUUCUCCUGUGUGCAGCUGGCAAGCAAACUGUCUUUGCACAGUCAUAUAAUCGACAACAACACUGCUGUGUGCUUUCUGCAUUCAGUCGGUCACAGUGUUACCAAGCAGACUGUCUUGGAAUCAGAGCUGAUGGUCUUGAAAGGGCUUGAAUUCAAAUUAAAUGCUCCUAACCCACUGACAUAUGUGGAAAUCCUUCUGGAGGUGCUUGGUCACAAUGAGCCAUCCAUCCCUGUCGAGCGCCUCUAUCAACUGUGCCACCACGUUCUCCAGUUCGUCAGCCUUCAGAGGACUGCCAUCUACGACUCCUUGUUAGUCACCACCACUCAGUGUGUUGACCCACCCAGAGAACAGAGAGAGAAGUUUGUGACAGUGACUGAAGACUGCAUGCUUCUGGGGGUUGGUGUCAUCGCCGUGGCUGCGUUCAUCCUUUGUGUCAGAGAAUGGAAACAGGUUGUGGAAGAACUGAGCCACAUCACAGGAAUCUCACAGAGGAGCAUCAGCGAUUUUGCUCACGUGACAUUGAUGCACAUUGUUAGAACCAGUUCCCCUGUAGCAUAGACUUGAGUCCCGAGAAGUUUGACUUCUAGUAG
Messenger RNA from Epinephelus lanceolatus (giant grouper), 1186 nucleotides. RefSeq names its product cyclin N-terminal domain containing 1 (gene cntd1). Gene Ontology annotation, cellular component: site of double-strand break. Gene Ontology annotation, biological process: reciprocal meiotic recombination. Lineage: Eukaryota; Metazoa; Chordata; Actinopteri; Perciformes; Serranidae. The record is from RefSeq and is a predicted model, not a curated record.